UUUUUUAAAUGGUAAAUGUUGUGUUUUCUUUCAAAGAACAGAGUAUCAGGACAGGAGCAGUAGUUCAUGGAAGACAAGAAAAGGAAAAAAGACGAUAAAAGGAAAAGGGAAGCCUCUCAGAAGGUUGCAGAACAAAAAAACAAAGUGCCAGACUUGAACAAGCCGGCAUCUGCCCAGUCUCCUGCCACUCAGAGCAGCUCUGCCUCCCCCAGCCCUGGACCCACCCCCUCUGCCUCUCCAUCCCCAGCCACCUCAGGCUCUGGCAGUGCUGCCACCCCGUUACAGGGCGGCAACAAUGCCAAACGCCUGGCGGUGGCCAACGGACAGCCCACCUCCACCACCAGUUCUUCCUCCACCGCUGGCGGCCCCAGUACUACUGGAAACGGCAGUACAAGUAGCGGAGGCGGAGCCCAGGCGCCGCAGCAGCAACCACGCUACAUGCCGAGAGAAGUGCCACCGCGAUUCCGCUGCCAGCAGGACCAUAAAGUGCUACUGAAGAGGGGUCAGCCGCCACUGUCCUCAAUGCUGCUGGGAGGGGGAGGAGGAGGAGGGGAUGGCCCAAAUGCAAACAUGGCUGCUGUCUCAGAUUCUGGUGCGGCUGCCUCCUCAUUGGCCCUCACCUCAUCAUCAGCUGCUGCUUCUACUACUACUUCUAAUUAUGCAAAUUCCAUGUGGGGGGCGAGCUCAGGCAGCCAGACCUCCUCUCAGGGCAGGGAGAAGGUGAUCGUAGAUGGCAACGACCUGGAAGAGUGGCCUAGCAUCGCUGGGAGUGAUGGAGGAGCAGCUUCAUUUGCCAGGGCUGGAGGGGGCAGCAGCAACAAUGGAAUGCCUGUGAACAGCAUCAGUGCCUCUGGCAACCAUUCCUCACCCACUUCCUCGUUCUCUUUGCCCAAUGAAUGUAUGCCGUCGUCUAACAGUGUGGCAUGGGGGACAGCUGCCUCCCAGGGUCAUCUUGGAGGAGGGAAUGCAGUAGCUGCAGCUGGGCCCUUGCUACAACAGCCCUCCUCAAUAUCCAAAGCCUCCACUGUGCCAGGGAGCCAUGAUGCCAGUGGCCCCAUCGAUGGAAGCAGUGGGAUUCCAGGUGCCAACUUCAAUCCAAAUGCCAACCCUUCGGCCUGGCCUGCCCUUGUGCAGCAGGAUGGGCCUGCUGCUGCAGGGGAAGGAGGUCCGUCUUCCUUCCAUCACCAGGGCCCUGGAGGGUCUUUGUCUGCCAACAACUCUUCUUCCCUGGGCCUGGGAAGUGGGGCAGUUGGGGUGCUGGGGGGUCACCCACCUUUAUCUGUGAAUCAAUCAAGCACCCAUCAGCAGCAACUUCAAAAAAUGCAAUCCAGAGACAGAGAGAUGGGAGGAGGGAAGUGGAACAGUGAAUCAGCGGGACCAAAAAUUGCAGGUGGGGAAGGUAUUAGUGGAGGAAUGGACCGUGGUGUGGGAGGAGGCGGGAUAACUGUGGGAGACCACAACCUUGCCUCCUCAUGGAGAGGCCAGCCUUCUUACCCUGCAGCUAACUCCAAAACGGGUGCCUCAAGGACUGAUGGAUGGGAGGGUGUAGGAGGUGGCACAGGGGGAUUUGGAACUGUUGAAGGGGACAAUGGGACCUCGGGUUGGGGUUGUCCCAGUUCUACUAGUGGGGUCAGUGCUUGGGGCAAUGCUGGAACUGGGGGAAACAGUAGUCAGACCUCUGGGGUAUCUCAGGGAGGGUGGGGGUCAUCAGGAGCCAGUGGGGAGAGACCAGUUUCUGGUGGUGAAUGGGGUGGGAGUUCUUCUGGAAUGGGUGGAGCUAACCCAGGAGGAGAGAGAAUGGGUGGAGCCUGCAGCAGCAACAGCAGCAGUAGUGGGGGCAGCACCGCUGAUAACCCCCCUGUCACCGCUUCAUCUUCCUUAACAGCCACCACUAUGACCAGAGCCUGGGACAAUCAGAAAGGAGAAGGUGAAACUGGGGAAUGGGGUGGGGGAGUAGUGGGACAGGGAGCACAGGGAGGAUCUUCAUCCAGCGGUGGAAACUCCCGAAAUGGGAGUGGACCUAACAGCAGUCACAGUCGUCCUCGCCACCCGGCACCAAAUCCUGAAACUGCCUUACAGAACCUGCUAAGCCGGACUGAUCUGGAUCCACGAGUCCUAUCCAACACAGGUUGGGGCCAAACACAAAUUCGACAAAACACAGCCUGGGAAUUUGAAGAACGUGGAGGACAGAAUAAAGGUGUAUUUUCAACAGCUACAUCAAAACACCCAUCUUCCCUUGGUGGCGGUUCACAGCUUUCUGGGGGACCCAGGACCCUAAUCACUGAAUCAGCGGGUCCAGGGGUCAGUCCCUCCCUAGUUCCAUCUGCUGGGUCCGGAGAGGGUUGGGAGAGCAGCAGCAACAGUAGCAGUAGCGGGGCCUCUGUGUCUGGGAGAGCCCCACCACCUUCAGGCCCCAACUUGAGGAAUCUCGGCGUCUCACAAUCUGGGCCAGUAAAUACAACAGGAUUAGGUAUGGGGUCAGGGGGAAUACCAGGGCAUAACGAGCAAGGGAAAGCUACAGGCUGGGGUGAAGGAGUUGGGUCUGGGGAUAGCCAGGAAACCAAGGGUUGGGGGAAGGAGGAAUGGCGAGACAGCAGUAGGGGAGGAAAUGGACGUGGAUGGGCCAAUCUUGGGCAACAGGGUGACCCAGUGAGUGGAGGAUGGGGAGGAAAUCAGGAGGAGAAAGGGGCAGGGGGUUGGAAAGACAUGGGUGGGAAUGGAGGAGGAAGUGGGUGGGGAAUGGGACAGAAGGGUGGGGCAGGUAGGGAUUGGGGAGAGCAAGAGUCCAAAUCAAACCGUGGAGGGGGAGGAUGGGAAGAUGAGAGGCCAAAUGCAGGCGGAAACUCAGGUGGGGAUAAAGGUGCGGGUUGGGGAGGCUGGGAUGAUAAUGCUCCACGGAGAACGUGGGGAGCAGGGGGCACAGGAGGAGGAGGAGGGAGUGGAGGAGGGGGAAUGGGUGUUGUUGGGGGUAUGGGGUCCAAACCCAAUCAAAAUUGGAGUGGAGGAAACAAAAUGCACCAGAUGCCAAACAGCCAGCUGGGCUCCAUGACAGGCCCACAGGCACAACUGCAACAGCAACAAUCACAGCCCCGCAAUCAGCUGCAACAAGCGUUGGACCAAGGGGCUAUGCAAGGGGGCGUGGGGAGGAAACCCAUCUCUCAAGCCCAGAAUCAGAACCAAAGCUCAGGCUGGACCUCGGGGCCCAUCCCUGGUGGGCCUGCAGGAGGUGGAAGUGGAUCUGAACCAAGUGGUUGGGAGGAACCCUCGCCACAAUCGAUAAGCAGAAAGAAUGAGAUAGAUGAUGGAACAUCAGCAUGGGGAGACCCAACCCAUUACAAUUACAAACCAGUCAACUUGUGGGAUAAGAACAGUGCCCCUGCUGGUCAGCAGUCACACAUUCAAGGCCAGCUUCAGCAGCCUCAACAGCAGGGGCCUCCAAUACAGCAGCAGCAGCAAUCUAGUAGGCACCCUGCAGGGCUUGGAAGUAACAGAGACUUCAAUGCUGGCAAUGGACCAGGGAAAGCUUCAGCUAUGGAUUCGUCAGGUUGGGGAGGUGCUUCACCAGCUAGUCCUACAGUCGACAAUGGCACAGCAGCUUGGGGAAAGCCCACUGACGCUCCUACGGGCUGGGGAGAGCCUGACAAUGCUGGAGGCAAGACAACUGUCUGGGGAAACCCUUCUCCCAACCCCAUUAAAUCCAGUUCAAAGACUAUGCAAGAUGGCUGGGGUGAUAAAGAGGCCUCUGUGGCGGCCUCGCGUCACUCAAGCUGGGAGGAUGAGGAGGAAGGAGGCGGUGGCGGUGGCAGCAUGUGGAACAACACUGGCUCCCAGGGAAGUGGCUCAUCCUGGGGACAGGGGAGCAAUGGAGGCUGGGGACAGAACCACGCUGGGAAGAAGCCCAACAACAAGGGCCCAUUGAAGGCUGGUGGAGAUUCAUGGAUGAGUCCCAUUAACAGACAAUUCUCUAACAUGGGCUUGCUGCAUGAUGAUCCCAGUGGCCAGAACAUGGACCUGGCUCCAGGUUCUCUCCAGGAGAAGAAGAUGGAGGCAGAGAAAAGAGGCAUGGGAAUGAAUGAUUACAACGGAGACAUGCGGAAGGGAGGAAGAGGAGGUGGGAUGGCAUAUCGUCCACCUGGUUCAAAAGAGACAGCACUUGGAGACACUGGGUCCUACUAUGACAAGACCUUGCCUUUGACCAAUCAGGAUGGGUGCCUUGGGGAGGAGGGUCCUUGCUCUCUGUACUCACCACCCACUGUCUACAAGCCCCAUUCCCUCUUCAACCACACUAUCCCUUUUAGACAAGGUGGUCACAGUAUCUUUGGCGGUGGUGGAGGCAUGGCUCAGUCAAGACACCAGCCAAGUGUCCCACCCAUAAAUCAGUCCCCAGGGAUACGAGCGCAAGUGCCUCAUCAGUUCCUGUCGCCUCAGGUGCCAGGCUCCGUGCUGAAGCAGAUGCCCCCUCCCAGCGGGAGCGUGGGGGGUGUUGGUGGCAUGGGAGGAGUGGCAGGCGUCGGGGGAGGUGUGUUCCCUCCACAGCUGUCCCCACAGCACAUCGCCAUGCUCAGCAGCAUCUACCCACCUCAUAUUCAGUUUCAACUGGCUUGUCAGCUCCUCCUCCAGCAGCAGCAGCAGCCACAACAACAACAACAGCAGCAACAGCAGCAGCAACAGCAGCAGCAGCAGCAGCUGCUGCAAAACCAGAGGAAAUUCACACCAAAUGUGCGGCAGCAGGCUGACCCUCAACAGUUGGCCAGGAUCAUGGCAGUGCUCCAGCAGCAGAGACAGCAGCAGCAGGUCGGAGGGUUAGGCGGCAGCUCCAAACUCUCCCCCUCCCACCACGGUGGAGGUGGUAUAGUGGGUCCCAAACUGCCUGUGGUUGAUCCCCUGCCCCACCCAGGACUGUCAGGAUCUGUGGCCGACCUGCAUCAAAAAAACCUUGGCCCAUAUUCUGGUUUUGGUUCUGGGCUGAACCUUCCGAGUCUUGACCUGGGUGGGUCUGUUGUCGGGGGACCCAGCGGCAUGAAGGACCUUGGGGGGCAGCAGUCUCGCUUCAAAUGGAUGAUGGAGGGACAAUCCUCUCCAGACACAGCCUCACCUGAGAAUGCAUUCCAUAAAAAUGGUCCGGUCACCCCCAUAAAGAUGUCAGGGGGUUUGCCCUACUCUCAUUAUGACAUGAUGGUUGGAGACGGGAUGAGUGACAACUGGCAUCGCACCCCUGGCAAGAUGGUUACCAAGCCUGCCACCACAACCACCUGGCCACCCGAGUUUCAGCCUGGUGUACCCUGGAAAGGAAUUGACCGCGUCGACCCCGAAUCUGACCCCUACAUGACCCCAGGAAGCAUGAUGGGAAAUGCAGUGUCCCCCAGCCUCAAUGAUACCGAGCACCAGUUGUUACAAGACAAUACAGAUUCCACCCCUCCCCUCAACACCUUGCUGCCUUCACCUGGUGCCUGGCCCUACAGUGCCUCAGACAGUCCCCUCAACAACGCACACAACUCAGUAAAGUACACAGACUACAAGACCAGCUGGCCCCCAGAACCCAUUGGACACAAGUCCUGGAAAGCCAGCCAUGGCAGCAACCAGAACCAGCUGUCCCGCCUUCCUCCAGGACUCGCCAGUCAAAAGCAGCCAUCGUCUUCCCCUUGGUCAGGAGGAGCCCCACGAUUGGCUGGCAGGGGCUGGGGUGGAAGCUCGAGCACCACUGGCUCGACCUGGAGUGACGGAAGCUCACGGGAAAGCUGUUGGUUGGUUCUCAGCAACCUCACACCACAGAUUGAUGGCUCUACGCUGAGGACCAUCUGCAUGCAGCACGGUCCCCUGCUGACCUUUCACCUUGGCCUGACCCAGGGCACAGCUCUAAUACGCUAUGGCUCCAAACAGGAGGCAGCCAAGGCCCAGAGCGCACUCCACAUGUGUGUUCUGGGAAACACCACCAUCUUGGCGGAGUUUGUGAGUGAGGAGGAUGUGGCUCGCUACAUUGCACAUUCCCAGGCUGGAGGAACAGGUAGUGGAGGAACCACGGCCAGCUCCGCAGGCUCCGGGCCUUCAGCAACCUCUGCAGUCGGGGCCAACAAUAAUGGAGGAAGCUGCGAGAGAGGUGGAGUAGUGGGCAGCAGUGGAGGAGGAGGAGGUGGAGAAGGAGGCUCCACAGUUGGAGGAGCAGGAAAUGUUGGAGCCGGACCUACCAGCUCCGGGUGGCAGAGUCUGGACAGCACAGGCAGCUCAUCGGACCAGUCCGUCACCCAGGGGCCCGGGCUGGGCAUCUUUACCCAGUGGAGCAGCAAUGGGAACGGGGUGGGUGGAGCUGGAGGGGUAGAUGCUGGAAGGCAGGGUCUGUGGGGGGGAAUGGGUGGCAUGGGCGGUGCAGGUUAUCCAAGCAGUAGCCUCUGGGGUUCCCCGGCCCUGGACGAUCGUCACCAGAUGGGCAGCCCCGCCUCACUGCUUCCAGGGGACCUGCUGGGCGGGGGGGGCGACUCCAUCUAAGCAUUCAACUAACACACACAAACACACACACACUCUCUUAACAAGUCAUAUUACACACGUCACUCUCUGUGCUUAUUUACUCAGCAGAGAUGACGUGAAUUAAAGCUACACUGGUCACCUUACAUGCAGAAAGUCAACAUUUGUAAAACACACAGGCUGCAUUCAGUACAUCCACUUCACACACACACACACACACAUUCACUUAACUUUAAAUGAAGACAAUAGUAAAACUUGAACCGGGGAAAAAGGUGAACUCCAUUAAAACUCUUUAGGACUCAACUGGACAGCUCUUUGUCUUUGUACUCCAAAUCCUACCAUCUGCAUUCAGAGACCCAGUCACUCAGGCAUGCACUGUAGACAGGCUCAGCCAGAGUCAUACAUGUCAACAAGUUUAGCUAUUGCUGUUUUUAGUGUGCCACACUUAUUUUUUUCUUUCUUUUUUUUUUUGGUUUUCUUUUGUAUCACUAUUUAAUGGUUGAUUCUCAAAAAACAAAACAAAAAAAAAGAUAUUCAGACUUGCAAACUGAGCCCUCGUAGACCUAGCAGGCGCGUACUUCUGAGUUCUCACGUUUGGAAGCUUGUGAGAGUGGGGACGAAGGGAUCUGGAGUCGGUAUGAAAAUAUGGGACAGCGCCACACUACUGAGUCAAACGGACGAUCAGCAGCCCCCUUUGAGACGAGGAAGAAAGGAGAGUGUUUUUCGUAGGUACUGACACCUUCUACCUUGGUGGAAAUAUGCCAUCAACAAUGGGACCCAGGGUUGUUAAAAAAUCAAAAAAAAAAAAAUCUACAAAACAACAUUAGCCAAACUUGCACUAUAUGCCUUUGGGUUUGUUGUUGACACAUCAUCCACAAAAAAAAUCCCCCCCCUUCCCUCCCCUCUCCCAUUUUUUGAAACAGAGCUACAACAACUACACAGACCUUAACAGGACAACUAAAUGUUACAGCAGCAGUGGCCUUGGCUCACGCGCAGCGGCCGCGCGCCACGUCAGCAGCAUCACGCCGUCUCAUCCGUUCCACGCUGCUCUUAUAUUUGACAAACAAAAUUGUAUCUCCUCGUUGAUGUACGUCGGUUGUUUAUCAUUAUUAUUAUUAUUAUUAUAUAUGUUUUUUGUUUUAAAAAAAGAAAAGAGAAUUGUGUGAACUUUGUGGAAAUCCAGAGAUGUCCUCUUUUUUUUUUUUCCCCCUUUUCUUUUUGCCCUUCAAACACUGACCUCGCUAUUAUAUUUUUCUUACUCGAGAAUUCAAGUUGGUUAUUCUAUAUUGUCAUGAUGACUAUGAUCACUUAUUUACUCGCUGUACAAGGUGCCCUCCUGCCUGCCUGUGUGUGCAUGAAAGGAGCGUCGACAGUAUGGGCCGAGUGGAGGAAGAUGUGAUGAAGACGAUGUCUGUCUGUGUUAUUGCUACAUUGAAUGUUUUUUUUGUUGUUGUUGUUUUCUCGUCCAUGAGAGAUUCAUGAGAUGUUUGUGCGUGCGUGUGUGGAUGUAAACAGGUUUGUGUGCUUGACUGACUGUUGUGAUGGCUAAAAAGUUCAAAAACAUUGGCACUAUUGCAUAUGUCUCUUACGUUGUGUUUUUUUUAGCAGCAUUUUGUUCCUGUUUGUAUUUUUCUUCUUUUUUUUUCUUUCUGUCAAAUGCAAUAAGAGAAUGAUAUUUUGUUUUUAAAGACAAAGCAACCAACUGAAGGCAUUUCUAUUACGAUGCCAAAUCCUAUCAUACCAAGCUGAGCUGGAACAGUGUUUUACAAACACGUUAAAAGACAUUACAUAUGUUUAACGGUUUGUUUGUUUGUUUAUGUAUCAAUUUAAAUUAAGUCAGUCUUUAUUAUCACUCCUGUUCAGGAUGUUAUCAUUUAUUUCAGAUGUUACAAAAAAAGGAGAGGAAAUUAAUUUAAAGCAGAAAAGAACAAGAUAAUAAAGAUUGAAUUGAAGGUUA
Solea senegalensis (Senegalese sole) is the source of this 8416-nucleotide messenger RNA. It is a transcript of the gene tnrc6ba, whose product is annotated as trinucleotide repeat containing adaptor 6Ba. The transcript is spliced from 22 exons. The record is from RefSeq and is a predicted model, not a curated record. Gene Ontology annotation, cellular component: P-body; nucleoplasm. NCBI's taxonomy places the organism in Eukaryota, Metazoa, Chordata, Actinopteri, Pleuronectiformes, Soleidae. Gene Ontology annotation, biological process: positive regulation of nuclear-transcribed mRNA poly(A) tail shortening; miRNA-mediated post-transcriptional gene silencing. Gene Ontology annotation, molecular function: nucleic acid binding.